Molecule: messenger RNA, 2801 nt
Organism: Chilo suppressalis (striped riceborer)
Lineage: Eukaryota; Metazoa; Arthropoda; Insecta; Lepidoptera; Crambidae
Source: the annotation of a GenBank genome assembly
CGCCAAUAUGGCACUGAAACGUAUGACAACCGCUGUGCAACUAAACAACUAGGAAAUAACUCCGGGAUCUAUUUUAUCAGUCUACUUGCCAUAUACAAUGUCCACGCCGGGCCGCGGUCGUGGCUACACUGGGCGGCAUCAUCUCAGAGACCCGAGGCCGGGAGAGGACCCAGCUGAGUUAGAAGCUGCUAGGACACUUGCAGAGCUGUCCCCAAGGGCUACAGAAACGCGAGAAGUUAAGGUUGACAAAUUGAAAGAAGCCGACAUGGAGAAAGAAGAUAUAAGCAAGGACAUGUUCCAAGUCGCACCGGACGAUGACGCAGCGUUAAAGGAAUUGUUGGCUAUAGACGAACAAUACAAACCUUUAUUGGUGCUGCUAGAACAAUUUUCACUGGGCGAAGAUGGCAUACAAUUUAACCGUAAACUGAGACAGUUUGAAACCACAAUAACGACUAUGUGCCCAGAUGAAGGGAGAUUGCAACAAGCGUUCGCUACCCUACGAGCGGCUGCAUUAAUGAACUACACCACCGCUCGGAAGUUAGCCGCGGUCGGGGCUUCUUUCACCAGACAACAGCGACAACAAUUGUUAAGGGGGGCACUGUUGAACGUUGUGAUGCAAGGCACAUUUUCAAAAUUGGACAUUUUGGAGAGAGCCAACCCCCAGUUCCUUAUAAACGCGGCUAACUUGAUGGGGGACUAUUUCGCAGAAGCUCGUCUCUGCAACGGCAACAAAGUGCAUAUAUUGGCAGCUCCUCUAUUACAAUAUAUGAGAGCAUUAUUAGCCUCAGACGACAUAAGGGCACAUAGAAGUUUAGCUACGCAGUUAAUGCAAAACGGCAGAGAAUUACUCUCACAGCACACUGCUCAAGAAUUAGACGAUUUAUCCAUCUCGAUCCGUCUACGAUUGCUGUCACAACCACCGGUCAGUAUAAUAUGGCUGUUACUGUCCUCCGAUUUGUGUUUAAAUAAAUUCCUACCAUUACCAAAUACUUUGCAACAGUUCUACGCUUCCCAUCUCGAGUUGACCACUGAUGAGAACUAUAGCGAAGUGAGCUACGGGUCAUGGAAAAAAUCUCCGGAGAAAGAAGAGUAUCGGUCCGAUGUUAGUACGGACAGUGUUACAGAGAAAGUUAAUCAGAAUUUGUCUCAAAUAAGUUUGAACGAUGAAGUGGAUCCAAAGCCAAAACUGAGACCUAUAUUAGGAGCCGGAGCCGGAUUAUUAAGGCAAGAACAAGCGUUAAAUACUCCAGAUAGUUUUGAAACUUGGUCGAAUACAGCGAAGACUAGUUUAAGUAAACGCUACGAUUUGAAUUCUUGGAGGCAAGGUGAUGAAGAAAAGGAGGAAGAACCACCAGUUUUUAAUCCCUCAGUGUUACCACCGAGCGUUCCAAAUUACCCCGUAACCGUGCCAGAUUACCCACCUCCAAAUCCAAGGUUUAAUUACCCAGAAAAUGUGAUGAAUUACUUGCAACAAGGGGAUGGAGCUUACAUUCAGAAUAUGCAAAACCAGUUUCCGGCAAAUUCAAAUUUUAAUCAGCAAGGAGAUACUUUUCAGUUUUCGCAACCGGAAAGGGAAAGACAAACUGAGAGAAUAAAUAAUGAAACUCAAAAAACUUCUGCUCCCAGAAAACCAGUAGAGAAUUGGCGUAGAGAAAAGAGUGACGUCAAAGAGGACCCAAACAGGAAUAAACAACGCAACUGGACUCGACAACGGUCCAAAGACAAUCUAGAGGACGAGGAAGACAAAAAAGAUGGGGAACGGUAUCGGUCAAACUCGAGGAAUUCUAGGGAAUCUCGACCGGCCAAUACCAGAUUGAAUCGGAGAAAUAGCGGUGACAGUGAAGUAUCUGUGAAUACUAAUUCGAAGACUCCGACAAGAAGGCAUGUGUCCGAUGUACCAAGAAACCAUAAAUACUGGGAUCAUGAUGACAGAUGUGACAAAGACUACAAUAGUUAGUGUAUUCCAACUUUAAAUGGACAAUUUCAACUGUGAUCGUUCUUUCUACAGACAAAUUGUUACGGUGUAGUCAAAACACUGUGGAACAUUUGUCUCUGUAUGGUGCAAAUUUUGUGUUUCAAAAUACUGUUUAAUCGUAAAACUCACGGUUAUUGAUGAAAAUUGAAAGUGUCAAGGGCAUUAGUGAAUCUGGUAAUGAAGUCGAUGUCGACUUUAUAAUUUUAGUGGAAAUGUUAAUGAUCAAUAUCGGUACGGUAGAAAUGCCUUUUCUGAUUUAAGUAAGUCGUGCAACUAUUUUAGUAAGAUUUUGUAUAUGGAAAAAGGGGGCUAUUAAAAUUCACACAUUGCAUUUGUGUCGUUCACCUACUACAAAUAAUCACAAGUUUGGCAUAUAAUAUUAAUUAAAUGUAAUUAUCUUGAUUAUUAUUUUGUAUUUAAUGAAAAAGUGUAACAUUAAUGGUGACUAUUCUAAGAAAUAAAUAGUAUCUUGCUUAAUUUAAUUUUCUCAUGGAUUUAAUGUUAUUUAAGAUAUUGACUAAAUUGAGUGAGCUUUGUUGAGCGGAAAGCGACCAACGGGCAUUUUGAAGCAUGCGUAGAUUUGUUCUAUGAACCCAAGUCAAAGCUUGAUUCUUUUUGAUCCCAAAAAUGACCAAUAGUCCAAUGGUUCGGCUUUUACAAUCAUACAUCAACAUUGGUCUACAGAACUCACUUUUGCUAGCCUUAGAUUAAAACAAAAAAGUAAGAUACGGUACGCUCAUACUAGCAUCAAAUAAAAUAUGCUCUGAUUCAAUUACAUAAGCAACUCUCACACACGCACACUUCUGUAAAUAAACAUUCAACCGAG